GAAGUAAUCUCUUCCUUAAUCGAAUGCAGAGGAUGCUGGGAUUCGUUUCGUCUUAAAAUCAUCAUGAGGGAAGGAGGGAAAGUCUUCGACUGGCCUGAUUAACGAUAUGAAACUACCUGAGCUCUUCAUCAGUCUGUUCCUGGCAGCUCUUCUCUCUGCCAGCGUUCUGGCUCAGAACCUCGUGCCGAUCCAGAUCCAGCCAGACCCCGCGCAGAUCCAGACUGGCACCAAUAUUGUGCUAACAGUGGCAACCACGUCUAACGUCCUGUCCAUCACAUGGAUGUACCAAGGAAGCACUGCGUUGGCCGUGUGGACUAGUGCGGGCCCGGUGGUCAACCCUGUGGCCCAGUUUCAGGGCCGGGUCUCCGUCACUGCCACCCAGCUCCAGAUCGGGAGUGCUCAGCUUCAAGAUGCGGGGAACUACACGGUGGUGGUUGUCCCCAGCGCCGCCACCGGCAUGACCUCAAACUCCAAGAGCGUACAGCUGAGUGUGUUCAAUGCUGUGGUCGGGGUGAGCCUGUCCGUUACAGCCGUGGCAAUGGAGGGGAAAAAUGUGUCCCUGAACUGCACAUGGACUGCUGGGACAAACGUGGCUGUCCAGUGGAGCAAAGACGGCGUAACCCUCUCCGCCACCUCCAGGAUCACCAUCUCGGGUGGUUCUGUGGUCAUCAGCCCGUCCGUACGAGGUGACACCGGGGACUACACGUGCACCGCCAGCAACCCCGUCAGCGCUCAGACGGCUACAAAACCCCUCACCGUCUACUAUGGACCCGACACCCCUGCGAUGAGCAUCACCAGACCUAAACAGUGUGUAGGAGGAGGGGACGUGUUGGUGGGACAGACUUUGAGGAUCUCCUGCACAUCCGUGUCUCUACCUUCUGCCGUCUUUUCGUGGCGAGAGAACGGCCAGCCGGUCAGCGGGCAGCCAGACAGCGGUGCAUUUAGCCUUCAGACCGUGUCGAAGAGCGACGCCGGCUGGUACACCUGCACGGCCAGCAACAGCAUCACAGGAGGAACUUCGACGCAGUCGGCCAACGUGUCCGUCGUAGAUGUAUGUUUUGAUGGUGGAGAAGUUGCAGGAAUCGUAAUUGGCUCCUUCCUGGGUUUGCUGAUCAUUGUGCUCCUCAUUGUGCUUCUUAUCUGUCUUGUGCAAAGGAGGAAAGCACUGCAAAGGCGUAGAGAUGCAGCGUUUGUUCAGAAGACAGAUCCAAACCAAAGGCCUGUUCCUCCAGAUCCACAAACUAAUAAUGGAAGGGAUUUGAACCAAGCUCUUCAACCGCCUCUCUAUAACGCAAGCGCACAAACACGCCGGCCUGACCACUUAAUCACGACCCAACGUGAAAGCCGCGGCAACCCUCAGACUCUGGCUCUGAACGGACUGCAGAACUCUGACACAAACCGAAAUAAUGGCCAUGCAAAUAGGCUUCCGCACAAUGCUGUACGGAAUAUUAAUUCACACCCAGACAAUGGCAUCGACAACCCCGCUUUCACUCGCUCAGAGGAUCAGAAUGCAACACAGCAGCUACACCCUAACAUCCUUAUUCAGACAGGUGGUGGUGGUGGUCAGGGCUCCAACCGGGCCCCAGCGGUCCAAGUCAGCCUCAACCCAAGCAACAACGCCCCUGUUCCCACCAUUAAUGUUAACCUUAACUCAUACCCCGCCAAUGGCCAACAGGCUCUACAAGAUCACUCUUUCCCUUCUGUCAAUCAGGCCAACAUUAAUGCUUCAUCGAUGCAAAACAACCUCUUGAACACAAGACGUUCAAAUCUCGCAAUGCAAAGCAGCCAGUUUGAUCUGGACGGUCCUUUAAGUCCAGAUCGUCAGAACCGGCGUGCGCUUAUCCCUACUGGAUUUACACAUUUUAACAGUUACAACAGUUCUCAGCAAAACGUAAACCCACAGAUUCAUCAGCAGGAGGCGGAGCCUCCCAGGAGGUCUGACAGGAGCUCAGGAGGACACAACGCAGCCUCGAGAUCCAUGUUGAGACAGAUGCCUUGGGAUACCCUCAGAGGAACACCUGCGUACCCGAGUGGGACCCCACAGGGAGCGCAGACGUCCCACGAAGAUGACUAUACAGAUUACACCAUCCAUCCUCCCAUCCGAGAAGGAAGAACAACAAACAGAGCUCCGCCUCAGAGCCAAACUGCUCCCCGGCGCACAACGCCCACAAGACGUGAUCCACCAUCGCAGAACAAUGAGUCGUGGAGCCGAUCAACUGACCGCCAACGACCAAAUGCUGCUAGUGUUCCACAGCAUGAGCGCUCCCACCACACACAGAGAAGUCCUCGCACACAAAGGGAAAGUGCUCAGCAAGAGAUCACAGGCGGCCAGACUUCCUCCAGGCAGGAAACGACUCGCCGCAAUAACCCCCAGGCACUGCCUCUCAUGAGCCAGCAGGCCUCUGCAGGCCACUCUGCGGUGUCCCAGGGACCCGCAAUCCCACAAGGACUCGGUGCAGCCCUGAGCACCGAUACCAGAGCUUUGGCUGAUCCUAAUCACCUUCAGCAGGCACACAUGGCUGCACCAGUCCAAACACUGCAAGGUCAGGGCACACACACACAGUCUGUCAUGCCUGGUGCCAGCCAGCCGCACCAAGGGGGCACCGCUCCAGCCCCAAACUUUUCCGCCCAGCCUAACCACAGUAACCUAACCCGGGCUGCACUUCAAGCCCACACUGAGACUGCUCAAGUUUUUCAGAAUCGGAGACAACAGACUCAGGCGGCCCUGCUUCACCCCAGCACAAUUCAGAACCCCCCUCCGCCUCCUCCUGUCAUCCCUCUGGCGCAAUUUCAAAACCUCCCCAAGGAGCGCUCCCGUCACAAGUCCCCAACGAGAGGUCCUCAACCUGUCAUGCAUCACAUACCAGCAACUCGGCAACAUCACAGGCCCAGUGCACAUCACCACACCACCAUGGUGCCCACCCACCAUCAUCCCGGCGCACACGGGCAUGGCCACCCUGCCCACUUCGCCCACCCAUCGCAGCAACAAGCCCACAGAGGAAGACCGAGAUGAUGACGGAUGACAGCGGACGACACUCUACAACCGUCCCGCGUGCACCGUCACCAACAAAAAGCUGACAGACGCAAUCCGAUAUUCCACCAAGCAAGACUGACUGCACAGAGUUCUGCUCUCAAAAAGGCUGUCAGACACUGGUGUGUCACUCCUGACAUCUAUUUCUCCAGGAGAAAUGUUUCCCAUGGGGAUAAUCAAAUUCACAGUUUGGGAAUACUCUACUUCCUUUCCCUCCCAAAAAAAAAAGAAAAAAGAAACGACCCUAAAAGUUAUCAUCAAUAUCCUCUCCCAGAACACACACAUCCCACUCGUGUUGUACCAUGUUGACUCCUCACACUCUAGUCAUAUGUCAAAAUGUGCCCACAGCUCCACAGUAGAAAAGUUCAGUGAUCAAUGGCUGCUGGACAAGCUUAUCUCCUAUCAUCCAUUCAUCAGCAGAGCUAAACGACUCUGGUGAUGAAUUGCACGUAAAGUACCUGAAUGAAUAUGUGUGAGCACCUGAGCCGGCAGUGACAGACGGUAAAUGGAAAGGAAACGAGAUGGACUCGACUGCUGCGAGUGGUGACAGUUGUGGGAGAACAAAUUAGCAGUAGGGGUGGUCCUGACUCGCACGGAGCUGUUUAUUUUCUGCUUUCUGUUGGCGGAUGCCUCUUCUGACACUUCUCAAUUAAGAGGAUUUGCCUCACUGGUGCUCGGGAAUGACGCUCUUCUCGCUAUGAGGGGGAUCCCACGAACGGUUGGGUGCUUAUUAAUUAAUGCUUUUAUGUGACUUAAGUUACUUGGAAAAUACUCGGGCAUGAAUGAGGUCAAGACAAAGACGGGAACAUCUGUUUUCUGCUGAAAAAGUACCUUUUUUUUUUCUUCUGGAAGAGAAUUGUAAUUUUUACAGAUGUAUUUAUUCAUUUAUAAAGGGACACAUUUGUGAUUUUUAUACAGGUGAAAGUCCAAAAAUUAGAAUAUGGUGCUAAAAUCCACUUAUUUCAGUAAUUCAAUUUAGACUGAGAGAUAAUCUAAAGGCUCAGGAUUCCUUUGCAGGUGUUCUGGAUUCAUUAGCUGAGUGUAACGCCCGGAACUCAUCAGACGGGGAAGCACGAUGAUGCGCCGUGGAACGACGAGCGUUUCUAUUCAGCGCCCAUUUUAACCUACAGUCGGUCUCAUCAGCUGCGAAGUGCCACGAAGGCUUGCGGUGUGCAGCAAUCGUUUCAGCGUGUGCUCUAAUUUUCUCGCAAGGCGUGAGUGAGCCACGUAAAUUAUGGCAGGAAGUCAAACCCAAACAGAAGAGGCAGGCCACUAAAUUUAUCAAAAUAAAGACAUUUUUCCAAAUAAAACACUGCGAUUGAUGAAUGGGAUCAUUUUUGUAUCUAAACAGUAUAGAGAGCAGCGCACAAAUUUCAUGAGCAAUCUGCUUUGCGACGCUUUGCAGCUGAUGUGAUCCCGGCGUAACACUUUAUUCUAACACAAUAUUCCAAUUGUCUGAGAUUUUUAAUCGGGGUUUUCAUACGUAGUAACCGAGUCUUUCUACCGUAUACUUAAGUGACGCAGAAUUCUGCAAAACACGGUACGCAAAAAAUAGCUGCCGUCGUUGUGGACGGGUGUGUUUCCACCGGCGUCCCAGAAGCAUAUGGAUGUCUUGUUUCUCGCUACGCUUCCAGACCGCACCAUGCAGCUCAGAUUGGGCCAGGUAUGAUGCCAAAUGCAAAGCAGCGUGAAACAUCUGGAAACUUUCAAAAUGAAAGUUGUGCAAAUUCCCAGUUGCAACUAAUAAAAGAUUGCACAAUUCCUGUGAAUCCUUUGUAGCCGAGGUAAACCGAACAAAUAACAAACCAGAGACAUUUGAUGCUACAUGCCUCCAUUGUUCUUCUUGCGUAUUGUGUGAACUGCUCGUGGUCCACAGUUCGCCUGGUGACUUUGGGACUUCAAGGAACCAGCUCCGUAGAACGAAUUCGCUGCCAUCUCGAGUCAAACUCUCCUGAUGGGAAAGGAGCUCUCAGAUAUUACGUGUCAUUACCCUAACCCUUGUGCAUCUAGUGGAAAAGCAGGGUUAGCCAUAAUCAUCAAAAUUAUACCAAGUAAAGUCUUGAAAUAUCUCACUUUGCAUGUAACAAGUCUGUCUCAUCUAUUAGUUUCACCUUUUAAGUGGAGUUUGUGAAGUAGGUGGAGUCUUGCACCAUAUUCAGAUUAUUUUUGGACCAAGUAACGGUGAUUUCUAUGAUGGAGUUGGCAUUAUUCUAUAUUUCUCUUGUUUUGUCAACAAACUGACAUAAAACUUUAGGAACACAGUUCAUAUAAAUACAUGUAUAUAAAUCCUAAUGUCAAUAUUCCUGGGUGCCAAACGUUUAUCAAUCAUGGUUUAAAAACUGCACUCGAAAAAUUGUAAUUAAUGGAACAAAUGUUAAAAACAUUUAGAAAAAAUUUCAAAAAAUUCAAACUUUCUUUUCUUCGCUCGAAGCCUUUCUGUGGAUUAGUCAAAGCAAACGUAUAGCGGGGGAUCAGUUCAAAUUAAACAAAUCCAUAAAAUAAGAA
This is a messenger RNA of Nothobranchius furzeri (turquoise killifish), 5536 nucleotides long. RefSeq lists its product as uncharacterized. The record is from RefSeq and is a predicted model, not a curated record. NCBI's taxonomy places the organism in Eukaryota, Metazoa, Chordata, Actinopteri, Cyprinodontiformes, Nothobranchiidae.